Culex pipiens pallens (northern house mosquito) is the source of this 1445-nucleotide messenger RNA. RefSeq names its product PR domain zinc finger protein 14-like. NCBI's taxonomy places the organism in Eukaryota, Metazoa, Arthropoda, Insecta, Diptera, Culicidae. The record is from RefSeq and is a predicted model, not a curated record. The transcript has 2 exons. Bases 277 to 528 code for a protein of 83 amino acids.
UGCACUUUUAAUUUCUCGAUACAGCAGCUGUAAGUUGGAUUGGUGGAUUGUUUGGAGCAACAACCAUCGAUGGAAGCACGUCCGACUAGGACACUUCGGAAGCGUCCGAGGUCGUUCACGGGACCAAACACUAGUGUCCACCGGGUGACCUUUUUCGUUGCCCUGUUUGUACUGCGGUAAGAUCUGUCAGACGCGGAUCCUUGUGCGCUAUCACGAGCGAAGGAUGACGGCCGACUCUUUGCCGAGAAGCACUAACUCAAGAAGCACGUCCGCCUGAUGCACGAAAAGAUUCGUGAGUACGAGUGCCACCUGUGCCACAAGAACUUCUCCUCGCUAAACACGGUCCACACCCACAUCCGGACGAUGCACUCGAACAUCGAGUACAACUGUGUGUACUGCUUACACAUCCAAGCUGUCCCUGCGCUACCACAAGAAGAAGCCAAAACUACCAGACGACCCAGAAGUGGACCAAAAACUACACCGUUCUUGAGCCCAAACCCGGCGUCAAGGAGAGCGCCCAGCACAUGAAGCUAUGCAACAUUUGCGGAGCCGUCGUGCAGCAAGCCUGCACACACCUCAGCAACACUAACUUCCCCAAGGAAUUUUGCUGCACGCUGUGUGAAGCGGUGUUCAAGCACAGAGAAACGUACGAAUCUCACGUGAUGGAGCACGAGCACGGCAAAUGACUCGUCCGCCAGGAUGAUGAAUUAGUCAAGCAACGAAAGGGCCAUGAAGGACGACACUUUGUAGCCGCGUAAGUAGUACAACACUUGAUAAAUCAAACAACUUUUUUUAUGUUCUAUGUGAAACCGAUUUUUGUAACAGAUUUCCCUUAUCUUGCAGCGCAUUCCUAAUGCUCGAUCCAGCCCAGCUAAACAUUUGUUGUUGUCGACCCACUUUGUCGAGGAUCAGGUCGCGGGAGAUGGCAUGGACGAGCAUCUGCACCUCAACCUUGGAUGCAGCAUGGGCGGACGCCGUUGAUCAUCAGCUGACUGCCUUCCGCCAGGUGAGUACAUUCCGUAUAGUUAAAAUCACCGAAUUUUCUUUUUUUUCCUAAACAUUUUGUUGUACUUUGCUCCGUUGAAUCUAUAGUCCGGUGUAGUUUCGAAUCACUUUGUUUAUGUUUCGUAGUUCAGAAAGAUUUUUUUUAUUCAAUCGAUGUUUGUCCAAAAAUGAAUUUAAAUUUUUAUCAAUCUGAACUACGAUCUUCAAAGGACUUUGAAAUUUACAUCGGAUUCAAGAUUCAGCGGAGCAAAAUUUUUUUUUGGAUUGGUAAAUUUACGUAUAUUUCAUCGGAAAUUUACAUGACUUGGAAAUAUUUUGUCUUGGCCCGUUUACAUCGGAUGGCAUUUAAAUUUACAAUGAAGUUAAUGUAAAUUCGCAUCAUUAAUGACGUGCACUUUUGGUACAUCAUAAAUGAUGUAAAUUUACCAGAUUUUUUUUUU